UAGCAUGUUAUGUACAUCAACUCAUAAAACAGUAAAGCACAGAAGCGUCACUUCCUGUAUAUGCUGUAAGACUAGCAAUGUGAGGUCGCUGAUCUGCACUACACAGCUUUAUUUCUAGUUGUUUCUGCACAAUUCACACACACACACUCGCAUAGAAGCUGAUUCUUGGAAUUGUACACUAUGAUGCCAAAUAUACUACUCUCUUCCUACCAACAGGAUCGUUUCGGAACAACAAAGAAGAAGACAAAUGGAGUACUGAAGAUGGAUGAGUCGACACACAAGCAUCACCACCGUGGUUACUACAGAGACCCCGUCGUAAAACAAUCCCAAGUAGCAAGAAAGAGCAGCAGCACUGGAAUCAAGAAAAUGGCCAUUAACAAAGUCUCCAACUUCUCCGAUCUCAUCCACCGUGUCACCGCCUCUUGUUUCCUCCACCCUCUCGCCGCCGACCGCCACCACUCCUCCCAAAUCUCCCCCUCCGACGACUCCGACGACUCUGAUGACUACCCACCCAACCCCAGAAUCUCCGAGUACUUAGCCCAGCAAGAAGAAGAUAUCGAAAACACCGAAAACGGCAGCAUUGCCAGGGCACGGAGAAGUGAUGGGGAAUUUGGGGAUGUGGAGGUGUUGAUUGGUGAGGUUUUUGAGGCGUUUUCGGCUGUGAAGAAGGCUUAUGUGAGUUUACAGGAGGCGCAUUGUCCUUGGGAUCCUGAUAGAAUGCGGGUUUGCGAUGCGGCGGUGGUGGCUGAGCUGCGGAGAAUUGGGGUUUUGAGGGAGAGGUUUAGGAGGAAGAAUGUGGGUGGGGAGAGGGGGAGGAGGGUUGUGGGAGCUACUUUGAGGGAGGUUGUCGCGCCUUAUGAGGCCGCGGUGGAGGAGUUGAAGAGGGAGCUUAAGGUGAAGGAAGUUGAAGUGGAGAAUUUGAAGGACAAGUUGAAGAAUGCGGUGGUGGUGACUGGUGGGAGUGGAGGGAAGAAAAAUGGGAGGGGCCAUCAUCAGUCCAAGCGGAGAGUUGGGUGCAGUACUCAGACUCCUGUAUCACUGUCGCCGGCACCAGAGGUAUUUGAAGCAACAAUGAGCAUGGUAAGAGAAGCAUCAAAGUCAUUUACAGCUCUCCUUCUCUCACUCAUGAAAUCAGCCCACUGGGACAUUACAGCUGCUGUAAGAUCAAUUGAAGCUGCUGCAGGGGCAACUACCAAUGCUACUAUGGACUCCAUUGUGGGACCAAAUCAUGCAAAGUACGCAAUGGAAUCGUAUGUCAACCGGAAAUUCUUCCAAGGUUUUGACCAUGAGACAUUCUACAUGGAUGGCAGCCUCUCAUCUCUACUGCACCCUGAUCAGUUCCGCCGAGAUUGCUUCACUCAGUACCGAGACAUGAAAGCAAUGGACCCCAUUGAACUCCUUGGCAUUCUUCCCACUUGUGACUUUGGCAAAUUCUGCUGUAAAAAAUAUCUCUCCAUUAUCCAUCCCAAAAUGGAGGAGUCUUUGUUUGGUGAUUUGGAACAGCGCUGUCAAGUUUUGGCUGGAAAUCACCCUAGGAGUCGAUUCUAUGGGGAUUUUCUGGGGCUUGCAAAAGCAAUUUGGCUGCUGCAUUUGCUUGCAUUCUCGUUGGAGCCACCACCUAGUUAUUUUGAAGGUAGCAAGGGUGCAGAUUUCCAUUCUCAGUACAUGGAGAGUGUGGUGAGGUUUCCGGGUGGAAGAGUUGUAGGUGGUCAGGUAGUGGGGUUUCCAGUUAGCCCUGGGUUUAAGCUGGCCAGUGGUUCUGUUAUAAAGGCUAGGGUUUACCUUGUGCCCAAAAAUGAUUUUUAGGCAAGAGACUUCCUAAUAAAUGUCUAUUACGAGCUAAUGUAGAGUGUUUUUAAAAUUGUAUUGUUUGUGUAAUGGGUUGGUGGUAGCUUGCUAUGGCUAGUGCUAUAAACUUGCAGAUUUUAAUCAUAACGUUUAAAAAAUUAUAUUAA
Daucus carota subsp. sativus is the source of this 1955-nucleotide messenger RNA. RefSeq names its product protein GRAVITROPIC IN THE LIGHT 1. The record is from RefSeq and is a predicted model, not a curated record. The transcript is spliced from 4 exons. Bases 181 to 1806 code for a protein of 541 amino acids. Gene Ontology annotation, biological process: negative gravitropism; response to red or far red light. Lineage: Eukaryota; Viridiplantae; Streptophyta; Magnoliopsida; Apiales; Apiaceae.